This is a messenger RNA of Xenopus tropicalis (tropical clawed frog), 782 nucleotides long. Its product is annotated as sialic acid-binding Ig-like lectin 12. Lineage: Eukaryota; Metazoa; Chordata; Amphibia; Anura; Pipidae. The record is from RefSeq and is a predicted model, not a curated record. Bases 1 to 762 code for a protein of 253 amino acids. Gene Ontology annotation, cellular component: membrane. The transcript has 4 exons.
AUGACUUGUGACAUUGUUGCAGCCUCCACAAACGACUGUAUAAUUCAUACUCAAACAAAAGGCCGAUUCACCCUGACUGGGAAAGUACAGGAAGGAGACUGCUCAUUCUCUAUCAGCAAUGCCCAACCAGCCGAUCGAGGGGUCUAUGAAUUCCGAAUUGAAGACGGAAACCAUAAAUAUUCCUAUAUUUGGAACCAUCUCUUUGUGAGUGUGACAGAUCUACCAGAACCUACUAUAUCCCCUAUAGGGGAGCUGAUCGCUGGGAAGCCAAUAACACUGACUUGUACGGCUCAUCCAGCACCUCAAGGGUGCAAGGGAAUCAUCACAUGGGGAGGAAGGAUAAACAUAGAGAACAUGUCUAACUAUGAGCGGGAGGAUCAGGCUGGUAAAGUCACCUCCAUAUCAGAUAUCACUGUUACUCCAUCCCAGAGAGAGCACAAUAGCCCCCUAACAUGUACAGUGACUUACAGUGGGGUCUCCACUAACAGCAGCAUCACCCUGGGUGUUCAGUCUCUCGCAAAUGACACAAUAAAAAUCACAGAAUUAAUGUUUUGUGGGAUAUUUGUCUUACUCCUCGCUGCCAUAGUCAUCGUUUUGAUGAUGAAAUACAAGAAAAAGAGGAGGCCACCAGAGCAGACCGAAGAAAGUAAAAGUUCAUCACCAAAUUGUCAUGAAGUGGUUUACUCCCACAUAGAAAGAAGAUCUGAUGUAAGAAUCUGUUAUUGUUCUUACUGCCUUUUUGCCUGUUAUUAUUUACCAUAAACUCAACAUGAAUUGCUGAA